AUGAUAUCUUUAUCAUCUAAACAGCAAUGUUUGGCCAACAACUUAGAAACCAAUGUAUCCUUCCGUUCUGGAUACCAUACUGCUUCCUCCGAUUUCUACUUCAGCGCACACCACCACGCUGAUGAGGCUGCUGCUACAAGUCACGGUCUACGAUCUGUGGAGAGAGCAGAAUGCAAGGAUUUUUACCACAACGACCACACCACUACUCACCUUGAAGGGUGUAGUGGACCGCACGGUUCGAGAUCGACUUCUUUCCUUCUAGAAUCAUACUUUGCUUGUAUCUCAUAUCCGUUAUGA
Molecule: messenger RNA, 297 nt
Organism: Microthlaspi erraticum
Lineage: Eukaryota; Viridiplantae; Streptophyta; Magnoliopsida; Brassicales; Brassicaceae
Source: the annotation of a GenBank genome assembly